Anneissia japonica is the source of this 2894-nucleotide messenger RNA. Its product is annotated as sodium-dependent phosphate transporter 1-A-like. Gene Ontology annotation, cellular component: membrane. NCBI's taxonomy places the organism in Eukaryota, Metazoa, Echinodermata, Crinoidea, Comatulida, Comatulidae. Gene Ontology annotation, biological process: phosphate ion transmembrane transport. Gene Ontology annotation, molecular function: phosphate transmembrane transporter activity. The record is from RefSeq and is a predicted model, not a curated record. The transcript has 8 exons. Bases 146 to 1159 code for a protein of 337 amino acids.
GGAGAACAAUGGUAGGCAUAAAAUCAGUCAUUAUUAUUAUUAGUCAGUGUUAUUGCUUUUAAUGCUAGCGUCAGGUGGUGACAAAGACUCACUCUUUACUCCGGGAUAGUUUCAGAAGCAACAGGUACAAAUAUGAAAACAUAGUAUGGAUUCUUCCACAACCAUAAGUGCCUUCAGUACCCUAUGUCCAGGCACACUAACCGACGCCCUUUUGAUCGUGAUAUUUGGAUUCAUCAUCGCAUUUAUCUUGUCAUUCUUCAUCGGUGCUAAUGACGUUGCUAACUCUUUUGGAACAUCAUACGGUGCAAAAGCUUUAACUCUAUAUCAGAUUUGCAUUCUUGGUUCCAUUUUUGAAACCCUUGGCGCCAUCUUACUCGGAGCUAGAGUGUCGGAGACAAUACGCAGCGGGAUUGUUGAUGUCAAUUUAUAUGAUGGCGAAGAAAUUAUCCUGAUGCUUGGACAAUUAUCUGCACUUAUCAGUAGCGCCAUUUGGCUAUUGAUUGCGACGGCAUUACGAUUACCGGUUUCUGGUACUCACAGCAUCGUUGGUGCCAUAAUUGGUUACCAUGUAGUGGUAUUUGGUGGUGAGGGCAUCAAAUGGUGGGAACUUGGUAAAAUUAUUAUUUCCUGGUUUUCCUCUCCUGUACUUUCUGGAAUAGCAUCCAUAUUUUUCUUCUUCAUUCUUCAGAAGUUUGUUCUUUGCAAGGAUGACCCUUUGGAGCCAGGUUUAAAGUCUUUACCUAUUUGGUAUUCACUUGUCAUCGUCGUCAACUUUUUCUCCAUAUUUUACAAUACCUCCGGUUUACUAGGAGGGAUGCCUUUGUACGGGGUUUUUCUAAUCAGCUUUGGAGGUGGUUUACUGGCUGGUGCUAUUGUAGCCUGUUUUUUGGUUCCUUACAUGAGGAAGAAAAUUCAUGAGAUGCUCCCAAUAUUGAUAACAGCUCAGCAAACUGAAUCGAUCGAUGUUACUGAUGCAUAUAGGAAAUAUGAUUGUGAUAGUCAAGAUAAGGAGAUGAAUGGCGAAAAGGAACAGAAUCUGAAGGCCACGUCAAGCGAGCAGUUGGAAGACCAUCCAGUCAUAGUACAGCUGUGCUCACCUUUACUCAUAUUGUCAGCUAUCUUCUCAGCAUUUGCUCAUGGUGGGAAUGAUGUAAGGUGAGAUGCUGCUUAUAUUGAAUGUUGAUUAUCAAUUUAAUACAGUAAAUAUACUAUAUAAUAUUAUACAAAUAUUGACUGCUCAUGAGGGGAACGUUGAAAUCUAUUGCCCCAAGGUGAUGUGGAGACUGUAGCCUACUAUUACUGUAUUAUUCAUGGUAUAUUUUAGUCAACAUAUAACUAGGUAAAAGAUAAAUGACAUUAAGAGAAUUGUAGCCUUGGCUAAAUUGCUUAUUAAUUACAAUAUAUAACAAUUUACAUUUAGAAAAUGACAUUUAAAAUUCACUAAUAAACAUAAAAAACAUUGUAGUUUUCAUUAAAUUAUUGCUCAUGUUAUGAUUAAUAUUACUGUCAAGUAUAAUAGUUUCAAUUGUAACUAUGGUAUUGUAAUUAUUAUUUACAAUGUAAAUUUGAUACUGCAAUAUACACUCAAAAUAAAUUAUAAUGAAAAAAGUAUUGUACAAAUUGUAGAAACAUUAAAUCGCCUGAAUAUCUUCCCGGAUGCUGAAGGCCCGAGGGAAGAUAGCUAGUAGGCUACAGUCUCCAAAUCACGAGGGGCUAUAGAUUCCACUGUCAGGGGCGGAUCUAGGAUGAAAUUUAGGGUGGGGGGGCCUCACGAGGUGCCAAGCACCGAGGGUGGGUGGGUUUGCCCCCAAUAUUAGGAAUUUAAAAAAAAAAAUUAACACUAAGACAGUCGUACACGGCAUUCUAAUCUAAAGAAUUAGAUUGUGUUGCUAUUCUUAUGGAGUCGUGAAAAAUAUAUUCAUAAACACGUUUUCUGCCGAAUGACUCUAAUGACUGUUGUAGGUGCGGUAUAUUAUAUAUUAUUAUGUUGGAUAUUAUGUUGGCAUUAAUUGAUUAUAUACUCAUAAAUAAAAUUCUCAAAUACCGAUGUACGGUAACUAUACAAAAAGAUUGUACUUUUAUUCUAUCAUUUAGUGACCAUAUGUUCAAUGACAAAGAAUUGGGUAAAAUUGUUAUUUCAUCACUAUGAUGCAGUAUGAUAUUGGUAUAUAACUAUAUCAUAUGAACAAAUAACAUUGCUAAAAUUAUUAAUGGACAUAAAAAACCAAAAUCAAUUCUUUCAGUAUUAAUUUUCAACAACUAAUUUAUAGUAAAUAAGUUGAUUGAUAUGAUGCAUUAUGAUUGGUAUCUGUUGUGAUUAAACACUGCCUUUACUUAUAGUUGAACUUGCUUAAGUCGAAUCCAAAAUGGCAUUGAAAAAUUGUUUACCUUAGAUAAAAUUUGACUUAAGAUCGUUCAUUAAUGGACAACACAAUUUGGCAUGUAAAAUAAGAUCGACUAAAUAAGAUUCGAGUUAGGCAGAGUUGACUUAGGUAAGUUUUACUAGUAUGGGCAAAUAUCAGUAUAAAAAAAGUAAUCCAUCAAAUAAUUAUUAUGAUCAUGAUUAAUAUGUAUAUUUAACUCGUACAUCCAUAAGAUUAAUGAAAAUAUUAAACAAAAUAUUUACUUCCAUCGUUAUUAACACUGCAACACUCCCAAUGUUAUUUGCCUAUCCCUCACAGUCCAAUAAUUUUUCAAUUAGUGGACACUUGGCUUGAUUUUUUUUAUGUUCAUGUGCAAACAAAAUUCCUAAUUUUUUCGUCACCGUGAAGACAUCGCGAUGAAAAUUGGAUUGUAAUUGAAAAUUACUUUUGUAAAACAAGUUUAAUUAGAACCCGAAGAAAGUUACCUCUAAUUCAAUUAUUAAGUAUGAACAAUUUAAGGAAUUCAUUGAA